Cooperia oncophora is the source of this 1686-nucleotide messenger RNA. The record is from the annotation of a GenBank genome assembly. Lineage: Eukaryota; Metazoa; Nematoda; Chromadorea; Rhabditida; Trichostrongylidae.
AUGAUUCGAAUGGAUCACAUGACUGAAGCACUUGAGAUUCUUGAACUCGUUUCAUCUCAUUUCCCGAUGUACAACGCUGAUCUCGGCAGAAAUCAGUCUUUCAAAGAAUUCUGCAAAGAAUUCUGUCAGGCUAACGAGCCCGUAAAGAUGUUCUAUAACGGAUUGCGAGUUUUGAAAGAGAACGUCACUGACGAGCUACGUCAUCGAAUCAAUUUUUCAUAUCCAACUUCGGAAAUUUUCGGAGUUAAAUUCAGUCUCUUGAUUCUUGAACUCGUUUCAUCUCAUUUCCCGAUGUACAACGCUGAUCUCGGCAGAAAUCAGUCUUUCAAAGAAUUCUGCAAAGAAUUCUGUCAGGCUAACGAGCCCGUAAAGAUGUUCUAUAACGGAUUGCGAGUUUUGAAAGAGAACGUCACUGACGAGCUACGUCAUCGAAUCAAUUUUUCAUAUCCAACUUCGGAAAUUUUCGGAGUUAAAUUCAGUCUCUUGCCAAAUUUCUUCGGCGUCGAAGUGAAAGAGAAUGGCGAGCUCAAAUCAGCUACUGUGAUAGCCCAAUACGAAGCACAACUAGUGGAAGUGAACGUCGUCUCGAUGUCAAUCGUCGAAAAUGCUAUGUUGCAAGCUGCUGUAACAUUACGGCCGUUUCUUGUCAUUGGAUUCACAAUCAUGUGCAUCUUUUGUACAACAACAACGUUAACAAGCAGUGUGAUGAUGUACCAUCAUAAGGCUACUAUCAACAAGGUUAUUCUCUCCGUUGCUGCAUGUGUUGUUCCAUUCAUGGCUUGUGGAACGGCUAUCGGAACAAUGCUUAUCAUCGGAGUGAGAUUCGCACCUAUCCUUCACAUUACAACAUUUCUAGUCCUGGCAGUUAGUGUUGAUGACUCCUUCCUUAUGAUUCAUGCAUGGAAUCGUCUGGCGAAGGGGAAUAACGAAAAAACUCACGAUCGUGCCAACAUUAUGUCUCAGGUUCUUGUCGAAACGGGUCCAGCGAUCGUGAUUUCCUCCUGUACAAAUGCGUUUGCAUUUGCAAUUGGUGCAGUCUCUUCACCGCCUGAUAUUCGCAUUUUCUGUAUAGGCAACGCUUGUGCUAUAUUAGUGGAUAUGCUUUACCAGUUCACACUUUACACUGCAAUGAUGACGCUUUUCGCCGACUUUCCGAAGAAUUCAGGGGACAAAGAGGAGCAUCCAAAGGUCAAAGAACGUGCUCAAAGGUUGCUACGACGCUACACAGAACUUGUGGCUGAUUUCAGCUUUUCGAUAAUAAUAGUAUUAUUCUGGGCAUUAUUUGUUGCUGGAGCCAUUGUGGGAUUGACUUAUUCGACUGUGGAUCUCUCGGCACACAAAGUGUUCAAACGGGACUCGAAGUUGCUAAAGAUCGAUCGACUCCGUAAUGAGUACAUGACGCCGUCAUACACUUUUGCGACAGUCGUAGUCAGUAAUCCUGGGAACUUCUCCGAUCCAGAGAAUGUACAGGGACUUUUCGAGAUGAAGAACGCCUUUGAAAGUUUGCCGCACGCUAUUGGACCAGAGAGCACCAAGUUUGUACUGAGCGAGUACCUCAACUACAAAGAGGCCAUUCAAGAGGAAAUGGGAGAAGAUCCAAGUAUUGCAUCUCUGGAUGAAUUUCUUAAUUGGCCGGAAUACUCGUACUACAAUGGUUUCAUCAAACGACGAGGGAACACUUCGUAA